UGCUCCAGCCUUAUUCAUUAUCCUUUGUUCUUUAGAGUGUGAUAUACUGCCUUAAAAGUAGAUGUAGAGAGAUAUAUAUAUGUGAAUGUGAUUUCUUUUCUUUUAAAUCUGUUUGUUGUGUACAGCAGGGCAAACACUUCUCUUGUCUUGGUUGGAUGCACAGAUCUGUGUGCAGUGCUUUCUACCCGUUGCCUAGACGAUCACUUGGUUUCUCUGAGGAUGUCUGGUUCUCGUAAAGAGUUUGAUGUGAAGCAGAUUUUGAAAAUCAGAUGGAGGUGGUUUGGCCAUCAAGCAUCUUCUCCUAAUUCAGCAGUUGACAGCCAGCAGGGAGAAUUUUGGAAUCGAGGACAGACUGGAGCAAACGGAGGGAGAAAGUUUUUAGACCCAUGUAGCCUGCAAUUGCCUUUGGCUUCAAUUGGUUAUCGAAGGUCCAGCCAACUGGAUUUUCAGAAUUCACCUUCUUGGCCAAUGGCAUCCACCUCUGAAGUCCCUGCAUUUGAAUUUACGGCAGAAGAUUGUGGCGGUGCACACUGGCUGGAUAGACCAGAAGUGGAGGAUGGCACUAGUGAAGAAGAAAAUGAAUCUGAUUCCAGUUCAUGCAGGACUUCCAAUAGUAGUCAGACAUUAUCAUCCUGCCAUACUAUGGAGCCAUGUUCAUCAGAUGAAUUUUUCCAGGCCCUUAAUCAUGCUGAGCAAACAUUUAAAAAAAUGGAAAACUAUUUGAGACAUAAACAGUUGUGCGAUGUAAUUCUUGUUGCUGGUGAUCGCAGAAUUCCAGCUCACAGAUUGGUGCUCUCCUCUGUCUCAGAUUAUUUUGCUGCUAUGUUUACUAAUGAUGUCAGAGAGGCAAGACAGGAAGAAAUAAAAAUGGAAGGUGUAGAACCAAAUUCACUGUGGUCCUUGAUUCAAUAUGCAUAUACAGGCCGCCUUGAAUUAAAGGAAGAUAACAUAGAGUGCCUGUUAUCUACAGCUUGCCUUCUUCAGCUUUCUCAGGUUGUGGAAGCAUGUUGUAAGUUUUUAAUGAAACAGCUUCACCCAUCCAACUGUCUUGGAAUCCGUUCUUUUGCUGAUGCACAAGGGUGUACGGAUUUGCAUAAAGUGGCUCACAAUUAUACUAUGGAGCAUUUUAUGGAAGUAAUUAGAAACCAGGAAUUUGUGUUGUUACCAGCCAGUGAAAUUGCAAAGCUCUUGGCCAGUGAUGACAUGAACAUUCCCAAUGAAGAAACAAUACUGAAUGCCCUUCUCACUUGGGUCCGUCAUGAUUUGGAACAGAGACGGAAAGAUCUCAGUAAACUUCUGGCUUAUAUCAGGCUCCCUCUUCUUGCACCACAGUUCCUGGCAGACAUGGAAAAUAAUGCCCUUUUCCGGGAUGAUAUAGAAUGUCAAAAACUCAUUAUGGAAGCAAUGAAAUAUCAUUUAUUACCAGAGAGACGGCCGAUGUUGCAAAGCCCUCGGACAAAACCUAGGAAAUCAACUGUUGGCACAUUAUUUGCAGUUGGAGGAAUGGAUUCAACAAAAGGAGCAACAAGCAUUGAAAAGUAUGAUCUCCGUACAAACAUGUGGACUCCUGUCGCGAAUAUGAACGGGAGAAGGCUGCAGUUUGGUGUUGCAGUGUUAGAUGACAAGCUGUACGUGGUUGGAGGAAGAGAUGGACUGAAGACAUUAAACACAGUGGAAUGUUACAACCCCAAGACAAAAACGUGGAGUGUGAUGCCCCCUAUGUCCACGCAUCGGCAUGGUCUUGGUGUGGCUGUGUUGGAAGGGCCCAUGUAUGCAGUAGGCGGGCAUGAUGGCUGGAGCUAUCUGAAUACGGUGGAGAGGUGGGACCCCCAGGCUCGCCAGUGGAAUUUUGUGGCAACCAUGUCCACCCCCAGGAGCACAGUCGGUGUGGCUGUACUGAGUGGAAAACUUUAUGCAGUUGGAGGGCGUGAUGGAAGUUCUUGUCUCAAGUCAGUAGAAUGCUUUGAUCCUCACACCAAUAAAUGGACACUCUGCGCACAAAUGUCCAAGAGGAGAGGUGGAGUCGGAGUAACUACUUGGAAUGGAUUGCUCUAUGCCAUUGGAGGACACGACGCUCCUGCAUCCAAUUUGACUUCCAGACUCUCAGACUGUGUGGAGAGAUACGAUCCCAAAACAGAUAUGUGGACUGCAGUGGCAUCCAUGAGCAUCAGCAGGGAUGCAGUGGGGGUCUGUUUGCUUGGUGAUAAACUGUAUGCCGUUGGAGGGUAUGAUGGACAGACUUACCUUAAUACAGUGGAAGCUUACGAUCCUCAGACAAAUGAGUGGACUCAGGUAUGGCAUCUUCACUGUUCAAGCUUUUUUGGUCAUUUUGGUAUAACAGAUCCUUUGUUUUCUCUGGUGUGGAAACUGGUAAUAUAA
Messenger RNA from Elephantulus edwardii (Cape elephant shrew), 2379 nucleotides. RefSeq names its product kelch-like family member 5 (gene KLHL5). Gene Ontology annotation, molecular function: protein binding. The record is from RefSeq and is a predicted model, not a curated record. The transcript has 10 exons. The coding region runs from base 220 to 2379 and encodes 719 amino acids. Lineage: Eukaryota; Metazoa; Chordata; Mammalia; Macroscelidea; Macroscelididae.